Messenger RNA from Paramecium octaurelia, 512 nucleotides. Lineage: Eukaryota; Ciliophora; Oligohymenophorea; Peniculida; Parameciidae. The record is from the annotation of a GenBank genome assembly.
AUGGCUGUUCAUUAAACUCCAUUUUGUGUUCUGGUUUUAAAUGUCUAGUAUUCAAUUGUGCUAAUUAACCUUGUGAAUUAGCGAAUCUUAAUAAUCAUCAUCAAAUUCAUCUAAAUUACUAACUCUUAAAUUUAGAAGACCAUCAAGAAUGCUAAAGAAGAGAUCUAUUAUCUUGCCCAAAUUUCUCUCAUUUAUGAGUUUUUCUUUGGUUUUUACAGUUUAAAGUACUAAUUAAAUGGUAACAAAUUAAUGUUUGAUUCUGAGAAAUACUCAGCAGUGUAAUCCAGAUAUCUUCAAUUUGAUAAAUUCUACAAGUUGAAGGUAAAAAAUAGAAGGAGUGCCUUAAUCAAUGGUAGUAGUUUGUGAUUUUAUUAGUUGAAAAUAAAUAAUAGAAAAUAGAAUAUAAAACUCAUAUCUUAAGAUUUAAAUUGCAGUUGAGAGUGAAAUUGAUAAGUACACAAAACAAUUGGUUGGGAUCGUUGAUUGCAGUGAGGAAUAGGUUGUGGGUUUGA